AUGUGGAGACAGCUGCUGUCCCAUCCUGUCAUCUUGCCGAAGGUCUUGAGGGAGCUGAGCAGCAACCUCCAGCACCUGCGAUCACGUUCGACAUCCAGAUUCUGCAGAGUGAAGUUCUGCAUCUAUCCCUUGUCUCUGCUGGCCUCCAGCGAUGUGACACCAGAAGAGUUUGCUGGGAUGUACAAUACGGGGAGGUUCUCCUUGUCUCAAAAUGAGGCGCUGUUCUCACUGACGGUCACAGGCCUCAUCACGUUGUCACAGUCACCUGACACGGCAAGGAAAAUACUGGUCCUGCUGCCAGACUUGAUACACAGGCUGCAGAGAGCCGACAGUAAGAACAGAAGGAAGAUGCUGCUUGUUUUCAGAAAUGUGAUGGGUCAUUUGAAGAAGGAGGACAGCUCCACUACUCUGCAGCUGGCCGAGAAGCUCCUACAACUGUUUGAUGAUGUGUCCAGCCAGGUGCAAGAGCUCUCCAUCUGCCUCUUCAAAGAAAUACUACAGAUGGCAGAUAGGAAGCACCAGCGGCAGAUGCAGAAGAUUGCGCGGGAGAGCCUGGUCCCGCUCAUGUUGCACAUGAGUGAUGAGACUGAGAGUGUGGCCAAGGCCUCUCACGAAGCCUUCUGUGUAGCUGCAAAGGUGCUCAAGUUGAAACGGCUCAGUCACAAUGUGCAGGCACACGAGAUCUGGAGAACUGCGGAGUGCUUGCUGGAGCAGGACCGGAGCAGGGCUGAAGAGUAUGUGCGUCACAGCAUGCCUUAUCUGCAGCACACUCAGGUUACCAUGCGAUCGGCAGCCGUGAGGUUCAUCGGUGAGCCACAGUCCCUGGAGUCCCUCUUAUGGCAGCCUGGCCCCAGUCCCAUCUGCUGCACUGGCUGCGAGGAGCAGCCCUGUGCCUGCCAGAGCCCCAGCUGCCCCGUACAGGGCCUGUGCAGCCAGGGGCUCUGUGCUUCCCCCUCCUACUCCUGCUCUCGCAGCAGGGCUUGGUGGCACCUUGCUCAGUGUCACCUCCCCUCGGGUCCUGUCCUUCCCUGGGGUCACCCUGCUGAGGGGAGGGAAGGGGUGCAGCCAAACUGGCAGAGCCGGGGCCAGGAUACCAGGAGUGUCCUGGGCAGCAGCAGGUCUGACCGAGCUCUCUGCACAGGACUGGCUACGCAGUACCUGAAGGACAGCAGCAAGGACAGGCUGCAGGAGAUCCUUGAGGGUGAGUAGGGGCAGUGCUUU
Molecule: messenger RNA, 1221 nt
Organism: Neopsephotus bourkii (Bourke's parrot)
Lineage: Eukaryota; Metazoa; Chordata; Aves; Psittaciformes; Psittacidae
Exons: 6
Coding region: 1-1209 (402 amino acids)
Cellular component (GO): cytoplasm
Source: RefSeq, a predicted model, not a curated record